Messenger RNA from Andrographis paniculata, 861 nucleotides. RefSeq names its product CRIB domain-containing protein RIC4. The record is from RefSeq and is a predicted model, not a curated record. NCBI's taxonomy places the organism in Eukaryota, Viridiplantae, Streptophyta, Magnoliopsida, Lamiales, Acanthaceae. The coding region runs from base 78 to 626 and encodes 182 amino acids. The transcript is spliced from 3 exons.
ACAUAGCUACAUUAGCAUUUGUUUGCACACCUACUUCAUAUAUAUAACUUGUUACCUUUCUCACCAAUUUGAUCGGCAUGAGGGACCGGAUGGAGAGGUUCGUGCUGCUUCCAUUCACAGCAGGUUGCAUCUCUGAGUCGAGCAUCGCAGUUGGGCUGCACCAGCAGGCGAAACGGUCGAGGAUCGACAUGAAUUCGAUUACUCCCACAAGGAUUCGGGAGAGAGACAAAGAUGAGUGCGAUGAGUUAUCCGAGGAGGACGACGACGAAAGCUUGUCAGGCGAAAACCCGAAGAGCCCUUCGAGCAUUUCAUCAGUUCCCAGGUUCCAGAAACUGUUCAAGAACUUCAAGAACCUGUCUCAAUUAUUCGCAUACAAAGAUGAGUUAGAAGAAACCGAAGAAGAAGAUGCCGGGAUGGAGAUUGGCUUACCUACAGAUGUGAAGCACGUGACGCACAUCGGUUUGGACGGGUGCUCGAACUCGAUCCUAUCCAAGGGAUGGAAUAAUACCCUCAUCGAGUCGCCGGGCAUGAUCGACCAAGCUCCAUUCCCUCUCAUGCCACUCGAGCUCGCCAUGGCAGCCCGAGCUGAAAAUCCCACUGUCCGGAGUUUGCUGGAAACCAAAUGAAAACAAACUACUCAUCGACGAAGCUGCAGAGCAUUGCAUGAUAUCAUCAGGGUAUUAAAAAACAGGGGUCGAUUCUUUCUUCUCUGUAGUGUUGUUUACUUUCGAUCUUUCGCUAUUUGUGUAAAUGUGUGGUAACCUAUAAAUGAUACCUUCUUAAAGCUAUGCAAUGAUUCUGAGCUCUAAUUUUGCACAAACUCGGAAAAUAAAGCCUCAAUAACUCUAGCAAUCGUCAUGU